This is a messenger RNA of Limulus polyphemus (Atlantic horseshoe crab), 794 nucleotides long. RefSeq names its product cuticle protein 6-like. The transcript is spliced from 4 exons. NCBI's taxonomy places the organism in Eukaryota, Metazoa, Arthropoda, Merostomata, Xiphosura, Limulidae. Gene Ontology annotation, molecular function: structural constituent of chitin-based larval cuticle. The record is from RefSeq and is a predicted model, not a curated record. The coding region runs from base 95 to 481 and encodes 128 amino acids. Gene Ontology annotation, cellular component: chitin-based extracellular matrix.
GGGAUGGGCGUGUGACCGUACCAGUUCCAUAGUAGACUUAUCAGGAUUUGAAGAAACGCGCUAGCUUUCUGGAUCUCGUAACAUAAGCUUCAGCAUGAACCAGCUUAAAAUUUUGAGCAUUUCCGUGGUGAUUUUUGUGUUGACGAGCAUUGUAGGAUCGUCCAAAACAGACGCUGAAAAAGAGGACAACAUAGCAGCAGCUACUGGUUACGGCGGUGGCGGAGGCAACGGACUUGUAAGAACUCAAUUUCACGAACAAGGUAUUCAAGGACCUCAUUCUUACCGUUUCGGCUACGAUACUGCUGAUCUUUACAAUCCUCAAAGCCGCUACGAAGAACGAGAUGGAUACGGAAACGUCAUAGGUUACUACAGUUACGUUGAUCCUUACGGCAAGCUACAAAUAGUAGAGUAUCAGGCUCAUCCCAAAUUUGGCUUCCGUGCCAAAGGAAGUUUCGGGGUAUUUCCACGAGGUGGACACUGAAGUAAAAACUAUAAUUAGAACAUGAAGAAACCUACGCUAAACUUUGUCUCCAAGCUUUGGUGCUAUACGAAGGCAGUGGAAGGAUAAGGCAGUUGAAUAAACCAGGAAAAAAGGCUUUUUGUUUUAAGCGCAACGUUCGCUUUUGCAUAUUGUUACUCUUUUUGUUUGUUUGUUUGUUUGUUUGACAUUUUAAACAGGUUAAAGAAAUAAAAAACGAUAAAAUAAAACAAAAUACUGAUAUACAUAUAUAUUCACACAUCUCUGCAAGCACAUUCAUUUUUAAAAAUCAGCACACACAGCUGGUGUAUAUUAG